AUGCGACACAGUAUUGACGAAGCCAACAACGGCGGCACAUCACUAGGCACCCACAGCUUGAUCCGAUCCUCGACCCCAGGAGGCGCAUCACAAGGCCCAUCGCCAGCUACCACUCCCGUCCCCAUCCCGGGCGCCAUCAGACGAUCCCUCUCCGUAUCCGCAAGAGGCUCCUCGUACAAUACCCAGGCUACCGCGACCACUCCUGGUUCGUUCAUGACCGUUACCGAAUUGCAAACCUCAAAAGACCGAGACGACCAACAGCAAUUCGCGGAAGAGAACAACAACAAGCAGCUUGGAAACGGACCCAACAAUGACAUUGCUCCGUCAGGCAAUGGGAGCGCCGCUGUCAGCAACACCCAUACUUCUACGUCGGUAGCCCAAUCGUUGGGAGCCAAUUCCAACUCGGCCAUUGAUCCGCUGUCCCAGCAAAUAUUCAUACGAAGACAAACCGGCGACCUUCUCCAAGGAUCCUCGUCCUCGAAACCACCGAAACAUUUACGCAACAAUUCCAGACCCGGGAGUCCGGGUCUGAUGUCGAGCGUUGGAGAAGGGGCAGCAGGGAUAUUAGCAGGCAGAAAGGAAUCAGAGUUUGGAGCAUCUUUCUCGAGGACUAAUACACCAGGGAGUGAGGUUAAGGAUAAGAGCAAAAGCAAAAACUUCUUCCUCCGCUCCCUCACCCUCCGCGGCCGAUCCAGCUCGUCCAAGUACAACGACUUUGACUCUGACUCCGAAUUCGGCGGCGACCCCCGCAUGAAUGGCUUCAACGCCCGCGUCUUCAGCCAAGCCGUCGGCUACACCCCGCACCACAAGGAACCACCAAGAUACAUACGAACAAAAGCGGCGAACAAAAAGGAGCGAGACUUUGGACGGGUGUUUCUGGCGCAGGAGUUGGUGGGGACGAGACCACCUGGGUACAACACUACACGAAAUACACAGCAAGAGGGGAAUAAACAAGGGCAAGAGGGUGGAAGCAGCAAAGGGGAUGCCCCGGCCCAAGGAGGAGAAACCAACGGAGGAUCAACAGUAACAGUCAGCGUCGCCGGCGCCGGCGGUCACCGCAAAGUCGCCAAAACCGGCGGCGCAAUCUGGGCCACCGAAUUCAGUCGCGACGGGAAAUACUUUGCUGCCGCAGGGAAAGACAAUGUUGUCAGGGUAUGGGCGGUGAUCUCCACGCCCGAAGAACGACGAGCACACGAAGAAGAAGAAGCCGCUGCGACUGGAGGGACGACCGGAGAAAGGCUUAGCGCGCCUGUCUUCCGCGAUCGACCUGUUCACGAGUUUGUGGGACAUACGGGCGAGGUGCUGGAUUUAUCCUGGUCGAAAAACAACUUCUUGCUGUCUUCGUCGAUGGACAAGACCGUUCGACUCUGGCACAUUUCGAGACAAGAAUGUCUAUGCACAUUCAAGCAUAAGGAUUUCGUCACACGGUUGGCGUUUCACCCAAGAGAUGACAGGUUUUUCUUGGCUGGCAGUUUGGAUACCAUUUUGAGAUUGUGGUCGAUCCCUGAUAAGACGAUUGCCUUCUCGGCGCAGUGUCCAGACCUGAUCACGGCCGUGGCGUUUAGCCCGGAUGGCAAGACGGCGAUUGCGGGCUUGUUGAACGGCCUGUGUCUGUUCUACGAGACGGAGGGAUUGAAGCCGCAGGCCCAGGUGCACGUAAGGAGUUCGAGGGGAAAGAAUGCGAAGGGGAGUAAGAUCACUGGGAUCCAGACGAUAUCUGUGCCGCCGCCGGAUCCGUUGAAGGAACAAACGCCAGAUAGUGAGGAACAAGGGGAAGUCAAAGUGCUAAUCACCUCUAACGAUUCCCGAGUGAGGAUAUACAACCUCCGCGACAAAUCGCUGGAGAUCAAGCUAAAGGGACACGACAACUCGGUCUCGCAAAUCGCCGCGAGUUUCUCAGACGAUGGGAAAUACGUCAUUUGCGGAUCGGAAGACAAAAAGGCGUUUAUAUGGGGAUUGAACGGAGGGCAGCAGAGAGCGGCAUAUAUGGACAAAGAAAAGAGCCCCUACGAGUACUUUGAGGCUCAUGGGGAGAUGGUUACCACGGCGGUUUUUGCGCCCACUAAAACGAGAAUGUUGCUGGGUCGCAGCGAAGAUCCGAUUUACGAUCUGUGUAAUCCGCCACCGGUCUUGUUGAGGAGUGCUGGGGAGGAGGAGGUGGCGACGGCUAGUGCUACGCAUAGUGCUGCUGCUAGCCAGACUGAGUUGUCAUCUGAGGACCAUCACCCGCCAGCGCCGAUUCAAAGACCGGAACCGAGCCCGGCGUAUAUCGCCAGGUCGACGCAUUAUGAUGGAAAUAUCAUUGUCACGACGGAUGACACUGGUAUUAUCAAGGUGUUUCGACAGGACUGCGCUUAUGCCAAGAGGAAGCACGACUCCUGGGAAACCGGCUCGACCUUCUCUCGCAAGCUUACCUCCCACGGCGGCAGCCUCUACAACGGAAGACUAGGACGAAGCAUUAGUGUGUUGUCGAGAACUUCCGCAGGGACAGGUAGCGCCGCUCACUCCAGAAGAGGCUCCAUGUCCGGAAACAAUGCGCCAUACAUGGUCACCUCACCAGUCUCUCACGCUUCGGCUUUGAACCAGGCUGUCAACGCAGGCAGCGAUCGGAUUCUCAGUUGGAGGAUGGGAAUCGAAAAUGGUCCCGAUGCCGGCGGGAACGGUGUCGCUGGACCUCGCCCCGGAGCCGGAGCAGGACAAGUCGGACCUGCGCCCGGUAACAGGUCUUCCGCCAUCGUGAAUGGCAGCAACAGAUGGUCUGGCGUCCAAACCCCAACCCAUAGCGAUCGGUCUUUGAGCCCCGUCCGUCCAAUAGCAGUAGGUAACAGAGCUUCCAUGCCAGCAGCUGUUUCAGUGCCUAGCACACCUAACCGUAACGCCAACGCCAACGGCACGUCCACCCCCAACGGCGCCACGAACGGGUAUCCCCACGGCCACUCGCACCUCGCUACGCAUACCGAAGCCAACAGCAACUUGCUCGAAUCGCCCGCCAACCUGACCCCCAUGCAUAGGGUCAACACGAUGGGAACAGGAACCGAACUGGGAAGUCCAACAAGGUCUGUGCCGAUGGAUAUCACGCCUGAACGGAACCGUCAAGCCCGUGAGAGGGAGGAGAAAGAGAAGGAUCUGCCUGCGCCGGGGUUCAGUUUCCGGUCAGUGGGUAGGACGGGGACUGGUGACAAGGAGGAGAGAAGGGGAAGUCAGCCUUUGGAUCAAGACCAGACUGAUGGUGGCAACAGUGGGAACGGUGGAGGAAGUGGCAACGGCAGUGGAAGCGGAGGUAUUUCCUUCUGGAACCCAUUGAAGGGAAUGGGGUGGAAGGUCGGUAUUCCCGGUUUCGGAAGCAAGAGUUCGACGCCUUCGAACUCCAGUGGUCAACGGCCUGGUAGUUCCGGUGUUGGUCUUGACAAGGAAGGAGGUUCUGCCGGGAAUGGCGGGAAUGGGAAGGGUCAUAAUCGGAGUAUGAGCGCUGGCGUCAAGGGUUCUCACGCGGAUGAAGAGGGUUCGUACGGAGUCAGUCCCGGUAUUACACCUUGGGAUGUCCCGUUGGGUUCGUCUGUUCAAACCCAGUCCAGCGGUCAUGGCCGACGCAAGAGUUUAGGUGUGUUCAGCACCAUUACAGGUGGGAAUAAGGGAGAUAAAGACAAGGGUGAAAAGGGUUACGGUGAAAGGGAAGUGAUGCGCAAACCACUCCCCGUUGGUCCGCUCCUCGCUACGACCGAUGACGACGACCUCAGCGGUAGUACUAGUACAAGCGACAAUUACGCCAACGGCUUUGCGAACGGUUACGCCAACAGCUCCGCCAAUUCCAACGGCCACGCCCGCACCCAAUCCCAGUCCUCAGGAACCAUCACCGGCCUGCAACGCCCCCCUUUGAUCGUACCAACAAUAAUCAACACCCGACCCAGCGGAGACGAGGAAGAUCGGCCGGAGCUGGAUUUGGAAAUUGAAUUGGAGAGGGAGAAGGAGGUUUUGCAACGGGAAAGGGAAUUAGAGAGGGAAAGGCAAAGGGAACGAGAAAGGGAACGAAGUAAGGAAAGAGAAAAACAGAGAGAAAGAAGUAAGGAGAGGCAGAGAAUGAGUUAUUCUAGGAUGAGCUGGUCGAGAUUGGGAAUGGGCGGGUUGGCGGGGAGGGCGAGGGCGAAUAGUGAUAUUGCUGAGAGGGAGGAGGAGGAGUGA
Molecule: messenger RNA, 4179 nt
Organism: Sordaria macrospora k-hell
Lineage: Eukaryota; Fungi; Ascomycota; Sordariomycetes; Sordariales; Sordariaceae
Molecular function (GO): protein binding
Source: RefSeq, a predicted model, not a curated record